GCUACUAGGGCUGCCGUAGUUGUGAGGGACGCGGGGAAUUAUGGGUAAUGUUGUCAUCACAAUACUAUACUCCUGGAGAGCGGGAACACGGCUGUAUGUUCGGAGUAGUAAGCUACAAUAAAAGGUUAACGAUCUAUCUGUGCCUGCUGCAUCAUUGUUAUAGGAAGACAUAACAAAAGUGGCGACGAGGACGAGUGAACCGACGCGUGUUGUCAGUGUUAAGAAGAGGAGAGUUUUCCUUGUCUCACGGGAGCCCCGAGCUAACGCUAAUGCUAGCGCAGGUGUCCGCCGGCAUUCCGACUAUUCCUGCUGAGAGAAGAGGGGACCGGAGACCAGCGACACCGACCAAAGUCAAAAACGGAGCGCCAUUAGCGGUAAGACGACCAGUAAGAUGGCUGGAGUUAUCGGCUCGAUUGGCCCCUUUGAUGAGAAUGUCGAGCAAUGGAGCUCAUACACGGAGCGCUUUGACUAUUUUGUCGCAGCAAAUGGAAUUGAUGAUGGCAAGAUUGUACCUACUUUUCUGAGUGUGAUCGGCCCGAAGACAUUUACCCUGCUUCGGAGCAUCCUACAGCCAGAGAAACCAGGGAGUAAAACGUAUAAAAACAUUGUGGACAUUUUGACCAAACAUUUCUCCCCCAAACCUCUGGUAAUCGCCGAAAGAUUCAGAUUUCACCGGCGACAUCAGGAAGAGGGUGAGUCUGUCACCAUGUUCAUGGCAGCUUUACGUAAACUGGCCGAACACUGUGAGUUUGGUGACACACUGAGUGAUGCGUUAAGAGACAGGCUUGUAUGUGGACUGGCAAAUGAAGCAGCACAAAAAAGAUUGCUUACAGAAAGUGAUCUGACUCUUGAAAAGGCCAUUAAUAUAAGUGUGUCUAUGGAAAUGGCAUCUAGAGAAGCACAGCAGCUGCAUGUGAAAGUGCACAAACUCAGCAUCAACCAAGAUGUGCAAGGGCCAUGCUUUCGCUGUGGUAAAUCUGGCCAUCUUGCAUCUGCAUGUUGGUGCAAGGAUAUGGAUUGCCAUAAAUGUGGGAAAAGAGGCCAUGUGGAGCGGGCGUGCAGAUAUAAAAAGAGCAAAGAGGAUGGCUCAAAGACUGGAAAUAAAGUGAAAAGUGCACAUUACAAGAAGAAAAGACAGGUUCACACAGUCAAAUAUGAAAAGGAGAGUAACAGUGAUUCUUCUGAGGAGGACAUGUCUACCACAGUGAAUACAAUACGGGUAAUGAAUGUGGGUGAGAGCUCGGAUGGUUUCUGGGCCAAAGCCAAGUUGGAAGGACAUUCCAUAAAGAUGCAAAUAGACACUGGAUCGAGGGCAUCAUUAGUGUCUUAUAAAAUCUACAGGAAACACAUGAGACAUCUCCCUCUACGUCCUGCAGACACUGUUUUCAGAGCAUACACUGGACACACGGUGCACAUGAAAGGAAUGACCGAUGUACUGGUGCAGUGUAACGAUCAGACUGUGAGACUUCCAGUCUACAUCACCCAGGGAGACUACGCCGCCAUAAUGGGUCGGGUGUGGUUAAAGGCGAUCCAUCUCAACUGGCAAGAGGUGAGAAAAAUGUCAGACAGUUCUACACAGCUUCAGAUGAUACUGGAAAAGCAUAAAGAGGUCUUUCGUGAUGAACUGGGCUGCAUGGAAAAUAUUACAGUAAAGCUACAUGUCAAACCUGACACUAAACCUGUGUUUUUGAGAGCGAGACCAGUGCCGUACGCCAUCAGAUCAAAGGUGGAAAAGGCACCUGUUUCAGCAGUGCAGAUCAAAAAAGUGACUCGCAACGACCCAGAGCUGUCAGAGGUCAUGGACAUUGUUGUUAAAGGUCGACCUGCUGGUGACACUGUGCGCCUGAAACCUUAUAUGGGAAGGAGGUUGGAGCUUUCUGUCCAGUCGGGAUGCCUGCUAUGGGGGAGGCGAGUGAUCAUUCCACUGUCACUUCGAGAAAAAAUGUUGCAACAGCUUCAUGCAGGACAUAGUGGAAUAGUCAAGAUGAAAGAAAUAGCGAGAAGCUAUUUUUGGUGGCCAGGCAUGGACAAACAAAUCGAGGAAAUGGCUACAUCUUGUUCAGCUUGCCACAAAACCAGAAAUAACCCACCAUUAGCUCCCCUGCAUCCGUGGGAAUAUCCCCAAGAACCAUGGCAGCGGGUCCACAUUGACUUCGCAGGGCCAGUGGAAGACAGAAUGUUUCUGGUUGCUAUUGACGCACACAGCAAAUGGCCUGAGGUGGCGAUAAUGAGAUCUACCACCACAGAAAGGACCAUCGAAAGGCUAGGAGAGAUGUUCUGUCGGAUUGGAUCUCCGGUUCAGUUAGUCUCUGACAACGGACCUCAGCUGGUGUCGCAUGAAAUGUCUGCAUUUCUACAAGCAAAUGGAGUGCAGCAUGUCACCUCAGCUCCUUACCAUCCUGCCACAAAUGGCCUUGCUGAAAGGUUCGUUCAGACUCUGAAACGUGCACUGAAAGCAUCACAAGGACAAGGAACAUUACACCAAAGACUACAUACUUUUCUGCUGAACUACAGAAACACUCCUCACAGCACUACAAAGGCAUCUCCUGCAAGCCUAAUGUUCAAGAGAGACCUGCGUACGACCUUCGACCUGUUGAAGCCCUCAGCAGUAAAAGACACAGUUCGAGGCCAACAGGAAAAACAGAUACAACGCAGGGAACGACAGGCGAAGAACAGAGUCUUCACAGCAGGCGAGACUGUGUUAGCGAGGAACUACAGUGGAGAACCUAAAUGGGUUCCUGCUACUAUCCUUGCUCAGACUGGACCAGUCUCCUACUCCGUUCAGACAGGUGACAGUGUCUGGAGGAGACAUGCUGAUCAGCUCCUGUCUGCGUCACCAGUGUCAGCAGAGCUGUCCUCGAAAGAUCAGACAGAUGCAGUGACCAACCCUUCAGUUCCUCUCCACACCCAAGUAAGACAUCCAGUGCCAGAUACAUCUGUUCCAGCUGCAAGUGUGACUCCAGAUGAGACUGAGACACAUGUGCAGUUGAGCCCUAAAGACGGUUUUCCGUCAGUGGACAAUAAGACUGAUGCCCCUGCAGAGAGCAGGUAUCCUAAAAGAGAGCGGCGACCCCCUACACGCUUGAGUCUUUAGAAUAGUUAGCAACUAUCCCAGACCAUCAGGGGCAGAAUAAUCCCCUUGGGAUCAGUUGAGGGAUAGAGGCAGUCUACCCUCAUCCCUGAGUUAGAGUUAAAACAUAUACCUGUUAGGUGUGGUUUAAAGAAAAAGAUAAGGUUGUGACAUUUAGUUGGUUGUGUUAAGUCACGUGUUGAGAUAAUCUUAGAUACCAGAAAUAAGUUGAAUGUGUAUGUUUACGUUCUUUGAAAU
Molecule: messenger RNA, 3328 nt
Organism: Entelurus aequoreus (snake pipefish)
Lineage: Eukaryota; Metazoa; Chordata; Actinopteri; Syngnathiformes; Syngnathidae
Exons: 2
Coding region: 392-3094 (900 amino acids)
Biological process (GO): DNA integration
Molecular function (GO): zinc ion binding; nucleic acid binding
Source: RefSeq, a predicted model, not a curated record